Molecule: messenger RNA, 468 nt
Organism: Lycium ferocissimum
Lineage: Eukaryota; Viridiplantae; Streptophyta; Magnoliopsida; Solanales; Solanaceae
Exons: 2
Coding region: 1-468 (155 amino acids)
Source: RefSeq, a predicted model, not a curated record
AUGGAUCCGUAUGAGGAUUUAUAUGGCAGGAAGUGUAGGUCUCCUGCCGGAUGGUUUGGAGUCAGGGAAGCAAACGUAUUUGGGCCAGACCUUGUUCAUCAGGCCAUUGAAAAGACAAAGCUUAUUCAGGAACGGUUACGCACAGCUCAGAGCCGCCAUAAAUCUUAUGCGGAUGUACGACGACGAGAAUUGGAGUUUCAAGUAGGUGAUUGGGUAGCUUAUGAAUUAGAGCUGCCAUCAGAAUUGCAAACGGUUCAUCCAGUUUUUCUUGUGUCCAUGCUGAGGAAAUGUAUUGGAGAUCCCUCCAGAAUCGUACAUGUUGAUGAUAUACAAGUUACAGAAAAUCUGACAUACGAGGAAGAACCAAUUGUUAUUCUCGAUCGACAAGUUCGCAGACUCAGAAACAAAGAGGUGGCUUCAGUAAAGGUUCUAUGGAGGAGUAAAUAUAGGGAAGAGAUAACGUGGUAA